This is a messenger RNA of Dromaius novaehollandiae (emu), 6309 nucleotides long. Its product is annotated as baculoviral IAP repeat-containing protein 5.1-A-like. The transcript is spliced from 7 exons. Lineage: Eukaryota; Metazoa; Chordata; Aves; Casuariiformes; Dromaiidae. The record is from RefSeq and is a predicted model, not a curated record. Bases 298 to 714 code for a protein of 138 amino acids.
ACGUCUCCUGCGACCUCAUAAACAACAUCAUCGGUGGAUUUUGCACCGGCACCAGAUGCCCAAGACUAAAGACAGCCAAAAAUUUGAAUUAUUAUGGAAAAAAGAAAGAAAGGGGACUUGGGAAAUUGAGUCACACCUCUUCUCUGCCAGGGAAAAACUCCAACUCCAUAUCCAUUUAAUUCUGAACUGUAAAAUUCUACUUCACAAGACUCCUCAAAACAGUAUACUCUUUAAGGAUGUAGACAUCUUACUAUAAAAUGCAGAAUACAUUUACAACACAGUGGCUGGAGACUUCAGAUGGCAAAGGCGGGCUUUGUACACUGUCCAAAUGAACCUGAUGUGGCGAAGUGCUUCUUUUGCCUGAUAGAACUGGAGGGCUGGGAACCAAAUGAUGACCCAUGGGUGGAACACUCCAAACGUCGCAACUGUGGCUUUUUAUCCCUUACUAAGCACUUUGAUGACCUGACAAUGGAGGAGUUCUACAUGCUGGAGAUGACACGGCUGAGAACCUUCCUUUGUGAAACUGGCAGAAGCAUAAUCAACUCUUUUGAAGAAGAAGUUGCUGCAACUAGGAAGCGUCUUGUGGAUAACUUUGUCUCUAAACAUCAGUAUAUAUCACAGAUGCCAACAGCUUGCCAUGAUGAUCCACCUGCCCAAUCUUCUGAAAGUUCUUACUACCAGUCAAAAAAAAUCCAGGAGAAGUGUGAAGUCUGACUCUAAAAGCUUAUCUUUUCUACAUAUGGAGAUUCACAGUUAGACAAAAAGAGAAGAGCAGCUUGUCCUUUUCAAAGAGUGAGCGACAGACAUUGACAUAAACCCCUUGAAAGAUGAGAGCUUGUUUUUCUUCUUCAAGAUCUGGCCUUUCUCUUGCAACUACAAUUCCAAGAAGCUGAUCCUGCAUUCCUUCUGAAGUUAUCAUGAAAUUCAGUAAUGUUACCUGGCAGAAGAAACAUGUUUUGAAAAAUAACACAAUUAUGACAAGAUUCAAUUAAAAUGUAUCUUCAUUUCCAAGAUGGGGAGGAUUGUAUAAUAUCAUGUAAAAUCAUCAACCAAAAUUUGAGAGUAAAUGAGUUGCAGGUGAGGGUUUAAGAUUGUGAGUGGGAAAGCUAAUUCCAGGAUUAACCAAAAAAGUUAACUAAAUAAUGUUAAAAAGCCCUUUGAAACAGAGCUGUGACAAGAAUGCAUAGAGUUUCACUCUGUUCCUCAAAAUUACUUUAGAAAUCUAAACGUAAUAUCAAUGCUUUGCGUGAUUAGUCCUUAAAAUGUGAAGGAGUAAUAUUACAUAUAAGAUGGACCUUCGCAUUUCAUACCUGUAGGCAUCAAAUAGCCUUCACAGUGAAAGCAGGAAAACAAUUUUUAUGAAAGAAAGAUUCAACGUAAUGUACAGAAUUUGUAAAUAAAUUUGGUAUUGUUUGCUUUCCAGAAUUGUUGCAUCUACUGAAAAUGGGAUGCCUGACACAGUAUUUUGGAAAAAUACAGAUACAGAUCAGAUCACAUUUUAUGGGAUUUAGAAACUUUUCACCUAAAGAACUUUUGCUGUUCUCAUAAAAUAAGUGGUAAUAUACAUGCUGAAGUUAUACUUCAAACUAUUAUUGUGUCUGCCACACACAUUUUGUCUCUUUAACAGCCUUGUUCACAUGCAAUUUAUGUUGUGAUUAUUACCAGGAUAUUUGUAUUCAACUAGAAAUAGGAUAGCAUCAUGUUCUCUUUUUUCAUAAGAAAAUAACAAUGACUGAAAAUAGGCUUUAAUGUUUAAAAUAAUUGCCAUGCCAUGAUAUAAUAUGCAUAACUGAUCCAGAAGAAGCCACAAGGUCUAGUUGAGCAAGUGGCAAAAAUAGAUAGUAUUUUACAUGGAUAAAGGAAGGAAGACAUUGCCUGCAGAAGGCUAGAAAGUAGUUUAAUGAAUGUAAUUCAUAACUGAAAAAGUAUCAGUUUUAACAAAUUGACUAAGUAAUAGUGACUAGAGAUUUGGGGCAUUUUGGGGUGUACAGAUGACCAUUGACUUACUUUUCAAAUGAAAUUCACCUUGUGCAUAGUGAUCAGUUAGAAUACAGUACAGAGUAUCUGCAAACUGAAUUUGUCUUGAUCUGAUUCCUCCACUAUUCAUAUCUGUAAGUUGUCCAUGUAUGUGUAGAGUUUCUUAAUGAAUUUUGCUUGGAAAGGUAGGAGGAGGAGUAUUCUAACUUUCUUAGAAUAUACCACAAAUAGUUAUUUAUCAUAGUAAGCCUGUUCUGAAUGAAUUUUAGAAGUACAGGAUUUUGCUGUACAACAGCACAUCACACUGUUCUUCCACUCAGGAAUUCUGAGAGGAAUGCCAGUUAUGUAUGAGACUAAGAAUCAUAAGAUCUUCACAAUCAUCACAGCCUAAUUUUUCCCCAUCUUUAGCAACUUUAGUCCUGGUAGUCUAAUAGGAAAUAUAAAAGGGACCUAAUGUUUCCAAACUAUAUAAGGGUAUUCCAGGGGCUCCAUUUCCCUUCCUCAAGGUACAAGGUUAGCUACGAAUAGCUUUAUUAGUUAAUUUUCAAUCGGAGCUGCCGUGACCUGAAAAGUUGGCUGGUUCAGACAUUUGAACCUCUGAGGUCUAAGUGCAAACUGCUGUUAGAGUCUAUGUUUCUCUUUAGUUCUUGAGGGACAGAAUUAUAUAUAUACUUUUUUUUGUAAUGGACAUGCCUACGUCAACUUUUCCCCAGCAAUGCUGAAGAUUCUGAUUUUUUACUAUUUUCAUAUGCAUGGUAUUUCUGAUUAAUAAUCUUCUAGAAAUGGAGAAAAGCUACUCCAAAUGGCUCAUAACUGUAAAUGCAUAAUCUGUGUCUCUUCCUGGACUUCACUACAUAAGUGAUGUAGGAAUUCACUACAACCUUUUUCUGUGAAAUAUGAUAACCAUAUUAACAACCAUUCUCCCUGGACUCAUUUCAUUAGCUAGCUCUUGAAUAAUCUUCAAGGCAAAAUCACCACCAGAUGUUGCUCUUAGCUUCAGACCAUGGUAUUUAAAUAGUACUUUUCUGCCUACUGCUCCCAGUACCUGAGCUACCUUAGUCAGCUCAGCAAUAUGUAGUGUAGCUAGCAGUAUACCCAGUAAGGGCACAAAGCAACCACUCCUCAUUAGAGCAAUUAACAACUUAUGUCUGACUGCACGGAACCCAGGUACAGAAGAUGAAUCUUUAGAAACUUCACAUUCUGGGGAAAAAAGACUGUACUGACUGUUGACUGGCAACUAGGAGACUUCAAUUGUCUGUUAAAUAGAAAUCUUUUCUUAAGAAAUAACUUUAAUUUAGCUUUUAAAUUAUACAUAUUCUAAGAGUAAAUCUUUUGGAUAUUUUCUGCUUUUCGUAUUUCCUCUUUUUUUCUGAACAUGCAGCUAGUUACCUUCUUUGAUGAAGGUCAAUGUCCAGGUAAUGUGAUCUGUAUUGAAGUCAAAAGUUACUCCCUUUCACUAACUUUUUGUCUAUUUUUCCUGCAUCAGUGCUCCGUAACAGCUGAAAUUUAACUUAGUGUUCCAUUUUGCUGAAUAUCGUAUUAGUUUACAGACAAAUUUUAGAUUUCAAGAUUCUGUGUUUCAGUAUAGGCUAUGUUUAACCAAAGUGUAAAUUUGCAAUAUUUUCCUAUAAACAAUCCUUUAAAAGCAAUAAUGAAUAGAAGGUUGAUUAGAUCUCCUGAGCAAGAAGAAGAAAACACUAGUUUUAUUCUUUAAAGCAGGAAACACCUUUUCUUGUCCCUAACACAGAAACACAAGAAUGGCUAUAGCUAUCAGAUAUACAAAUCUGGAAAUCUGUAUUCUGUCCAUAAUAAACAAGGCACAAUGUCAGGAAUUGCUCAGACUCUUGUCCCGAACUAUAUCAUAGAUGAAAAUCUUGAAUCUAAAAGCCUAAUGUAGAGUUUGCAUGUGAGGUAACUAUUAUAUGAAUUCUGUAUAAAUAUUUUUAUUAUAAAAGUGACUAAAUAGCAUCAGGUGAUAUACACUGGGAAGGGCAUUAAAAUUAAAAAAGUUUUAAAUAUCUCACAGUACAAGUAGAUGACAGUACUGCAAGGUGAAAUAUUUGACUUGAAAACAUCAGCACUCCUAGAUGACACCAGUAUUCCAGCUGCAUCAAAAAGAGAACAACAUUGGCAGGGAAAUGCCAGAAACUCCUCUCUGGUUGAGCCAAGGAAUCAUUUCAAAAUUAAAGCAGAGUUGCACAUUCAUUUUCAAAAUUCUCACCUUAACAGAUGUUUCAGGAAGAUAAUGUGGAUUUCUCAGCUUAGUUGUAACAUAAAAGCGGAAGUCAGGAGCAUACUCAAUUGUGGAGUCUCCGAGGCGUAUGCAUAUACUACCCAACUGCUUAAAUGUCUGUUUGAGCAGAAGUGGCUCCAGGAUAGGAUCCAAUUCUUCUCCAACAUUCUCCAGUAGCACUUGAAUAUAACACUAAGAUUCAGUAUGAUUUGCUUUGUGCUUAUAUUAACUUAAUGACAGUUAGUUACAUGUAUGUAUAAUGUGUACUUACAGUGCUCAAACAAUACAAAUACUAAUCUACAAAUAUCUAGAAAUAAGGUUAAUGUUUGUUAGAGUAUUCAGUUCUUUGAAAAAUGAAUCAGAGAAAUGUACCUUUAAUUCCUUUUUCUAAUAUUAUAACAAGUUGCAACCAAGCAACUAAAAUGCUGCCACUAUUAAUAUGGAUAUAGAACAGCAAUCUUAAGCUACCAUUUUUUACAAGGGACCUAACAGCAAAUUAAAUGCCAUAUGCUAUAGAAAUCAUUUUGGGUGCCUAAGUCUACUUUUAUUUUCACUGUAAGCCUAUAAAAUUCUCAAAAUUAUGAAAGAAAUAAUGGAGAAUAAAUUUCUUUACUUGUAGUCCAGUUAUCCAUUGAAAAAUAACUGCAGUUGUAACUAUAUACUUCACUAACUCAUUUAUAUAUGAGAGUACUACAAGACUUGCCAAAAAGACUACUGUACUGAAUACAAGAAUCAUUAAAUAAUCACAGCCUAGCAGUCUCAUAAUUUAUACACAUCUUGAAAAGCCAAAUAAAAAUAACAUUACUUUUUAGAAAUAAAAUAACUUAUAAAAACAAAGAAAUGGCAAAUCUCAAACAGAAAUCAAAAGAUACAAAUUAAAUUGAAGAUUACAAUUAGAUUGUGCUGUGAAGUAUUUGACUGGAAAAGAAAGAAACAAUCCUCUGUUUUCCUCAAUUACGGAAACAUUUGACAUUCACUGCAGCUUCAUCAUUUUUUAGUUAAUUGUGCCCUCUCCAGGUUCUUCUGUAAUUUACGCUUCCACUAUUUAAUAAACUUACCAGGAGUGCCAAACUGAAUGCAAUUUUCCAGUGUUCUUACAAAUUCAGUGUCGCUGAGUUUGAUUAUAUGCAAACUAUUGGCUUUUUCCAUAUUCUUUAUCCAUUUAUUUGCUUGACCCUGAGGAUCUAUCAGCAGAGGCCAUCUUCUUGCAUUACUGUAGGGGAAAAAUGAUUAUAAAUUUUCAAAACUGAAAUAUAAGUUCUUCACAUGUAUACCUUAAAGUAGGAAAGUGAUUUAUUUCCUUUUGUCAUUAAAAUAAAGUCAACUAAAUAUGAAAUCCCAGUAGAUAUAUCCUGGAGUAAAACCCUUAAUGAAUUUACCAGGAGACACAGGAAUCUUAAGGUUGUUUACAAAAUAUGACAUUUCCUCCUUCAAAGAAAGUACUCAGAAUAAUACUUUUUACCUCCUAGCAAGUUUAAUCUCACUUAAUUUUACAAUUUCAAAAUAAGACUGUUCUUUAACUUUUGAAAUUUUGAGCAGCUGUAAUACAGUCACGAUAUAUAUAACUUGCAUUUUCUAGCAAAUGAAUGGAAUUUUCUACUAAAGACAGAUUUCACAUUUUGUAUAUGGAAAAUACUUAAGCAGAUUCGGAGUCAUCUAUCUUUUAAUACCUGCUUUUAAGCAGCAACAGACACACAGAACUUUGGAAUUUUAUUUUCAGCAAACUUAAUAACUAUUUCUCAGAUUUUUUGCAGUAUUUUUGUACCAUAUCACUUAAAAACAAACCUUCUAAACAGGCAAAUGUGAGAAUUCCAAAAUGAAUUUAGUUUUAAACGUUUGGAUCAAGGGAACGAUCGGACCCCAAGUGUUUAAGACAGCCAACGUAAUCAACUAUUCUAAGAAAAAUGAUACUUUUCUUUUCCAAAUCCAGUGUGAAAAGUAUUAUUUCAGACUACUCCUAUAGCCUCUUUAUCUUAUUACAAGUCAGUUUAUUCACAAUGACACUGGUAAAUUAGUUAGCAAAUUCUAAAAAAUUAACACAUCUCUCAAAAAAUUCUGAUUUUUAUUUACAUGUUCCCAAAUAAAACUUGCAAUGUAAA